UAUGUGGCGUUUGUGUUUCUGUCUCGUGCAAUCAUGGAGCCACUGCAAGCCACGAGCGACACACAGACACACAUAUGCAGUUGCACACACCUUUACACACACAGAUGCACACACACACACACACAUACACACACACACACACACACCUAUGCACACGCGCCUUACAUACACGCGCGCGCACGAACGGGUCCAUUUUAAUCCCAGUUUGUGGUUACAGCGCAGGCAGUGUUGGAUUGAUUUGAACAUGACGCGCUUUAAUAAUCUCACAGGCGUUAUUGUGUGUAUACAUGUGUGUGUUUGGUAGCCAGCGACGAGUUUAGAGGCUGCUGACCUUAUCGUACUUGAUGUCAUUUUCAUCAUAUCGCGAUAAUAUUCCUGAAAGGCUCUAACAGCUGGGCUGCGGUGUUUGCGCAGAUUUCUCCCACAAAUGUCAUAUUAUUAGGUCGAUCCGAUCGUCGUCGGAGGAACCAUGCCAGCAUGAGUGGGCCUUACGCAGGCCCUGGCAGGGAGACUCAUCAGUCCAGCUGCCCUUUGACCCCCGGUCGUGACCUCUCCACCCACUCCUGCUCCUCCAGACACCAUGACAGCAGGAUCAGUUUAACCAUGUCUGCCUCCGCCUCCUCCCUCAAGCAUGCAUCAGUCUAUGGGUUCGCACAAAGGGACCACUCCUCCUCCUCAUCCUCCUCCUCUUCCUCCUACAGUCCCCUCAGGAGGCUGCAGCAUCUCACCACCAUGGUGAGCCAGCCUGACCUGGUGCUGCCGGUGAGGGAGGGGAGGGCGCCAGACAGGAGCUGGGAUUGGGGGACAAGUAAGAAGGAGAGGGGGAAGGAGAUGGAGAGGGACUCCUGGGCCAAUUGCACUGGCAGGGAUUAUUGUGGCACCCAGAAUACCAGCAGGGAGGAGAGCAUUGGUAAAUCUUCUUCUGCUGGACGAAAACAACCUGAUGUCCAAACUGGAAAUAGAAACGCGCCAGCAGCCAAUCGGAACGAUCCUGUUGUCUCAGAGAAAAAGGCAGAAGGUUGUUUCUCAGGCCCGCCUAGCCCGGCCUUCUCUCUCGAUAGCAACAGCCCAUUUGCCAACGGCUUCCUCCACUUUGAGUCCUCUUUGUUUGAGGAUGACGAUGACAACAAUAAUGAAGAGCGGGAGGUAGUGUUGCCUGUCGGAGACUCACGGGACAAACACGAGAGGGUGGGGAGUCUUCCUCAGUCCACUUCUGGAGACUUAAAUUCCAAGGAUGCUACUGUGUCAUCAGCCAAGGUUGUCACCCGUUCCCAGUCCUCAGGUCAGCGCAGGAGAUACUGGGACGGCUCGGAUGACGAGUGGGAGAGCGACACCGAGCUGUUCCUAUUUGGGGAUAGCCCUCCAAGGCAUUUAAUGCAGAACAGCCUGAAGAAAAAGUCUUUGCCACCUGUGAAGUUUUUAGAGGGUGAAGUUAUUUGGGCAAAGUUCAGCCGAAGACCAUGGUGGCCCUGUGAGGUGAUCGUUGACCCUGUACAGGGAAUCUAUCACAGAGUUAAAGAGCCCAGUGAUCGGCCCUGUCGGCUCUACCAUGUCAGGACAUUUGGGGAGCCUGUGGAGCUGGCCUGGGUUGCGGAAAAAUCUGCUCACACUUUCCAUGGAGGUUUUCAAUUUGAACAGCUCCCCCUACUGCGCCGAAGGGGGAAGCAAAGGGAGCAGAACAACAAAUACAAUAUUGCUAAACGUUUUCAGGACUCUUGGAAAUCCAGUGUUGCAGAAGCUGAAUCUGUUCUUCCACAGAGACCCAAAAUGGUAUCCUCCCUUCCUUCGUCCAUAGAUGAUGCCUUCCACAACAGUUCCACACCAGAGAACAAGGCCCAUCAAAUCUUACCCCCCUCCACCUCACCUGUCUCCACCCUUCCUGAGACAUCGCACUUGACCAAUGGAUCUAUUUCAUCCCCAACCGUUUCAUCCCCAAUACCAGCUCCAACAAAGCCAAGCACUUUAAGGAAACCUCCUGGCAAGAAGAAACUGAGUAAAUCAUCAAAGAACAUGAAUAGAAAACACUCUAAAAAGAUGUUGCAUAAUAGCCCAAACCAAUCAGAGAGAGACAAUGGAGAAUGCCCAUAUUCUGACCUUGACUCAGUCCCUAAGAUUUUGUGUCCUAAAGCACUUGAGCGGCAGCCUAAACUGGCUCCAACUCAGCCGUCUGUUUCGGUUGUCAAAGAGGUAAAGAAGCAGCCAGAGAUUCAGAGUGGUCUGUGGUUCAGCAAAUCAGGCAAAGACAGACGACCUAAAACAACCAGUCCAAUGCCAGAUCGUACUCUCUUUAGUAAGGUGUCCUGUAAGAAAAAGAACUCAUCUGUAGUUAGUAAAAAGACGCUGGUUCCCAGUGCCUCCUCCUCCAGUGGUGGGCUCAGUGACCAGUCAUGUUUGUCAGACAAGCAUAAGACUCUGGUACCUGCUGAAACAAAUCUACCACCUGAACAGUCAGGAAAUUUGAAGUGUAAAAACACCCUGGUUGCUAAUAGGCCUUUUGAUAUAACCGGCAGCCCUGCUGACCAAUCAGGAUUGUCAGACAAGCAGAAGUCCCUGGACUCUGUUGAGACUGGUGUUCCUUCUGGUGUCAAAUGUGGAUAUUCAAAGAGUAGACAGACAGUCUGUAAUACAACCGACACUGUUACUGGCACGCUGUCUGACCAGUUAGGUAGCUCAGAUGUUAAAAAGCCCCAAGAGCCCAACAAGAAGGCCAGUUUCAAUGAUCAGUCCAGGUUUUCAGAGAGUGUAACGACCAUCCGUCAAAAUGAACAUUCUGACAUGAUGGCUAGAAAAAAGGUUUAUUUACAUGACAGGACUUCAGACCAAACAGAAGAAAAAGAAGGUAACAAGCCUUCAGCGUCCAGUUUGAAUGUCAACACUACUGACCCAUUAGCAAGGCUAGGGAAGCAAACAUCUCUGGUCUCAAAGUGUAAGCUGCCCUUUGUCAAAUUAAUACGCAAAGACAUAAAGGGUAAGAAGAUCCUAAACUCCAGUGUAAUCAUUAGUUCUAAAAACCAGCCUGGAUGUACUAAAAGUGAAAAAACAUCAGAUACUAAUGACACUCAAAUGUCUUCUAAACAAUCAGACUUGGUGGAUGGCAUGGCAAGUGUCUCCAUAAAGCAAGCAGGUGGUUCAGAAUCCAAAAAGAUCUCCGUUAAGAAGUUAAAAGCAAGUGGUGGUGCUGGUAUGCUUCGCCUCUCUGCAGAAUCAUCACAAGGGAAAACUAGUGUGGCCUCCAAUGUGGCAAGUGUGUCCGCUAAUGAGUUAAGUUGUCCAGAAGCAGAAAGGAUACCAGUUUUAAAUAUAAGCUCAAGCAAUGUGACUUACUCAUCCUCUAACCAAUCAGACCAGUCAGAAGGUAAGAAGACUACUGUCUCCAAUGGAACAAGCAUGUCCUCUGACAAAUCAGGCAGUUCAGAGCAAAAAACGACUUCUGUUACUAGUACAUCUCAUAAGACAUCUUCUUUGCCUUCUCACCGGCAUGGGAAUUCAGUAUCUAGGAAUGCUCAAGCACCCGAAGGCCUGUCCUCUGAAAGAUCCAAGGCAAUUGUCCACAAAUCAAAGCACGUUCCAGAUCAAGUGAAUAAAGUCCUACUACAUGAGCAGCCUGCCCAUCUUCCAGCCAGCAGUCGACUAAUGACCAGAGCCCUGAAGGCUAUGCAGGAGGCAGAACAGAAGAAGCGUGAAAAAGCCCGAAAGGAGGCUGAGCAGAAAGAACUCUUAAAUCCAUUCAGAAAAGCAGAGGGCCUUGUAUGCCAUUCUGAGCGCAACUCCUCUUGGAAUCCAGAUACCAAACUGGACUUUUGCACUAAAAUAAAAUCUCUUAAAUCUCAUUGUAAUGACAAUGGUGAGUAUAAUCAGGACACUUUUUCUAGCUGUAGCACUCCCCCUUUGAUGUUUUCUGAUUCAACUGACUUUGAAGCUGAAGUCAAAAGUGAAGAUGAAGACCUCUCAAUAUCCUCAACUCCACCAAUGGACUUCAUGCCUCUCACUUCUCGAGUAAAGGAAAAGAAGGAAGAUCAUUCCUCUGACAUUUGCUCCUCUUCUGCACCUUCCUCGCCAUUUUCUUUUAUGAAUGCCUUUAAAAACGUGGAGGAGGUAUCCUUCCAGUCCUUGACAAAUGAGGGCGAUGGUAAGCCCAUCUCCUUCAAACCAGACACAAACUACAAGUUCAGCACUUUUCUCAUGAUGCUGAAGGACUUGCAUGACACUAGAGAACGAGAGGGGGCUCCCUUAGAACUGGAGAUUGGGCCACCAAGUGCACAUGUUAAGGAGGAGCCCUUAGUGAUGCCUGGGAAGGCUAAAUCCACAGGCCAAGAUGAACAAACUGAACAUGUUAAUAACAAAUCAAGAUCAAGUCCAGACAAAAUCGAAAUCACACACAGUAAAGAUAGCACAAGUCAGGUCUCCAAGAGGCCCUAUACCAGAAGGGGAAGCUCCAAUGGGAUGAAAAAGAAAGCCAACCGCAAAGUGCCUUGCCGUCCUGCCAGGUCUGGACCUGGUUACCCAGGACUGGAGUCCUCGCCAGGAAUGGAGUUUUCAGCAGGAGUGGAUUGCUCAUCAAGAGUCCAGUCCCUGUUGGGUAUGCAGGCCAGCAGUUGGGCAGCUGAAAGUGGUGAAGGAGUGAUUAGAGAGGAGAAGAUGUGGAACAGAGUAAAUGAGAAUCUACAGAACAUGGUGCCUUUGGAGCAGGGGGGGUCCAACACUACGCAAUGUCUGGAGCAGCCGAAUGGCCUUGUUGCAGACUGCACUGAGGCAAAAACAAGCUUGACGCGCAUCGCUGGAGGAGGCGACGAGGCUCCAACAGGACAUAAACGAAUAAGAAAACCAAGCAAGCGGCUUAUUGAAUGGACUGAAGAGUACGAUCAGAUUUUCUCCACGAGGAAGAAAACCAAAAAGCCUCUCCAGUCGAUUGGAAAGGCCACUCAACCCAUUACCUCCAUUUCCGAACCCCCGGUAUCGGACAAGAACGCACGAGACCACCCAUCUUUGAAUUUACUUCCUGAAAUACAGACUCCACCUCCUGAGGAAAUCCCUGUAACAACACCUUCUGAACUACAGAUUCCCAGCACUGAAAACACGUCUCCCCAAGAUGCAUCGGUGCUUUCCAUCGACACGCUAACCCCUCCACCUGAAGCUGAACCUUCACUGUCAGAAGGCCUCGUCAAAGACAACGGAAACGCUCCUCUGCUGGAGAAGAAGCGGAAGAGGAAACCCACUCAGAAGAUUUUAGAGUACUGUCUGGAGGCCGAGGCCUCAACAGGCCCCAAGAAGAAGGUCAAAACAUUGAAGAACAAUUCAAAUCCUGCUCCUCAAUCAGAUUCUGGUCCACCACCUUCUUUAAAAUCAAAGAGUAAGCAGCUUACAGCAUCCAGUUCCCCACCGACCACCCCAGAGGUUUCCACCUGUCCACCCACACCUUCCAUUCAGACCGAUCCCACUCCCAGCACUCCUGCUCCCUCCACUCCACUGCCGGAACCACCCGAACCCAACCAGGUUGAAACGACAUCAGCAGAUGACGAUGAUGCUCUUCAACCAGACGACAAUAAGUCUCAGGAGGUCAAAAAGGACACAGCAGAGUCAGAGGGUGACCCGUCCAGUUUGGAUCACAGCUUCUCCUCCAUGAAGGACGACUUGUCGCUGUGCGAUGACCCGCUUCUGCCCUCAAGGAAGAUCAUAGGGGACCGAGGAGGCCCAGCGUCCAUGAAGGAGAACAUAUGCCAGGUGUGUGAGAAAACCGGGGAGCUGCUGCUAUGUGAGGGUCAGUGCUGUGGAGCCUUCCACCUGCCCUGCAUCUCUCUAGCCGAGGCCCCUAAAGGGAAGUUCGUCUGUCCUGAGUGCAAAUCAGGUAUCCACACCUGCUUUGUGUGUAAGAAGCGCGGUGAGGAUGUGCGGCGCUGUAUGAUUCCUGUGUGUGGGAAGUUUUACCACGGGGAGUGUAUCGCCAGCUUUGCCCCGACCGCACCUGUGAACCGAGGCUUCCGCUGCUCGAUCCAUGUCUGUCUCACCUGCUUCAUCGCCAAUCCCAACAGUUCCUCCAUCUCCAAAGGUCGUCUGGUUCGGUGUGUGCGCUGCCCGGUGGCUUACCAUGCUACAGACCUCUGCAUGGCAGCAGGCAGCGUUGUGCUCUCUAACAACAGCAUCGUCUGUCCCAACCACUUCACCCCCCGCCGCGGUGUCAAAAACCACGAACACGUCAAUGUCAGCUGGUGCUUCGUCUGCACUGAAGGUGGCAGUCUGCUGUGCUGCGAAUCCUGUCCUGCUGCGUUCCACCGAGAGUGUCUGAGCAUUGAGAUGCCUAAAGGCAGCUGGUACUGCAAUGAAUGCAAGGCAGGGAAGAAACCUCGCUACAAGGACAUUCUCUGGGUGAAGGUCGGGCGGUACAGGUGGUGGCCUGCAGAGGUCAGCCAUCCCAAAACGAUCCCAGAGAACAUCCAGCGGAUGAGGCAUGAUGUCGGGGAGUUCCCAGUUCACUUCUUUGGCUCCAAUGACUACCUGUGGACCUACCAGGCCAGGGUCUUCCCUUAUAUGGAUGUAGACGCCAACAGCAAAGAAAAGAUGGGGAAAGGUGUUGAUGCCACCUACAAGAAAGCUUUGGAGGAGGCGGCUGUGCGAUUUCGUGAGCUGCAGGCAGAGAAGGAGCUUAGGCAGCUUCAAGAAGACAGAAAGAACGACAGGAAGCCUCCUCCGUACAAACAUAUUAAGGUGAAUCGACCAAUAGGAAAGGUUCAGAUCUUCACAGCUGACCUAUCAGAGAUCCCUCGCUGUAACUGUAAGGCGACAGACGAGAGCCCAUGUGGGAUGGACUCGGAGUGCAUCAACCGCAUGUUGCUUUAUGAAUGCCACCCGCAGGUUUGCCCGGCAGGUGAGCGGUGUCUGAACCAGGCGUUCACCAAGCGUCAGUACAGCCAAGUGGAGAUCUUCAGGACGCUGUCUCGAGGCUGGGGGCUCCGCUGUGUCCAUGACAUCAAGAAGGGUCAAUUUGUGAGCGAGUACGUCGGGGAGGUUAUUGAUGAGGAGGAGUGCAGGUCAAGAAUCAGACACGCCCAGGAGCAUGACAUCUGUAACUUCUACAUGCUAACUCUGGAUAAGGAUCGGAUCAUUGAUGCUGGGCCGAAGGGGAACGAGGCUCGCUUCAUGAACCACUGCUGUCAGCCAAACUGUGAGACCCAGAAGUGGACGGUGAGCGGAGACACGCGGGUCGGACUGUUCGCUCUCGUUGACGUUGCCGCAGGCACAGAGCUUACAUUCAACUACAACCUGGAGUGUUUGGGGAACGGGAAGACGGUCUGUAAAUGUGGAGCACCAAACUGCAGUGGCUUCCUGGGCGUCAGGCCAAAGAACAACCCUCCAUCUGAAGACAAAGGUCGUAAAAUGAAGAGGAGGGGCCACGGCAAGAAGAAAAACAAGACGGUGGUGACCAAAGAAAGAGAGGAUGAGUGUUUCAGCUGCGGAGACGGAGGACAGAUGGUUUCCUGUAAGAGACCCGGUUGUCCCAAAGUUUAUCACGCUGACUGCCUCAACCUCACCAAGAGGCCUGCAGGACGUUGGGAAUGUCCGUGGCACCAGUGCGACAUAUGCGGUAAGGACGCGGCGUCUUUCUGUGAGAUGUGCCCCAGCUCCUACUGUUGCCAGCACCGCGACGGCCUGCUCUUCAUCUCCAAGCUGGAUGGCAAGCUGUCCUGCAGUGAGCACGACCCCUGUGGGCCCGAACCGCUGGAGCCAGGGGAGAUCCGAGAAUACACUCCCGAACCCAGACCCCUAACCUCGGGGCUGGGAAUGGCCGUCAUCCCCUCUGCUGCUUCUAACACCACUACAAGUGUGAACAAGACCACCAAGAGGGACCAGGAGAUCAGCGCCGGCGCUGGCAUGUGUGCUUCCGAGUCAUUUCCUGCUUUUUCCAUCCCGGUACCCAUCACUAUUCCUGUCUCUGCGCCUCCCACCUCACCUCCCCCCAGCAGCACAGAUGCUCCCAGCAGCCCGCACGUGUUCGACCUCCCGCAGUACUCGCCCAUCUCCUCAUAUGAGGAGGAGAGGGAUGUCUUAGAGGAGGAGGAGGAGGAAGAGGAGGAAGAGGAGGAGCUGUUGGCAGAAGUGGAGGAGGAGUUAGUGGAAGAGGGGAAGCAGAAAUCUGAUUCUCAUGAAGAGGACGGAGAAGAAGAAGAGGAGGAGGAGGAGGAGGAGGAGGAGGAGGAAUACCUUGAGAUCAAAGAUGAGGAUGAUGAAGAGGAGGAGGAAGAGGAGGAAGAAGAGGAGGAGGAGGAGGAAGAGGAGGAAGAGGAAGAGGAGUGACGCACAGUGGAUUUUCAGUGGCACAGGAAAUGGAGGCAGAACAACGCUGUUCCUCACACAGUCACUACAGUCACAUUACACAAAUAGCCCAGUCUGUCACUGUUUGUAUCCAGUGAGCAGGUGUGUAUAUGGAAGAAUUUUAGGACAGAACUAAAUCAAUACAUAAAUAAAUGUUGAAAUUCAUAAAUCAGUAAAUAAACACAGAAUAAACAUUGUAUAGAUUCAUAUAUAAAUAGACAAAUAUCCAUCAGUUUCUCUAUUUAUUCAUGCAUUUGUUUUAUUAGCUCUGUCCUACUAAUCGAUCCAUAUUACCUGACCUUGGUACAAACCUUCUGUAGAGACGGUGACUUUGCACACACUGGUGCUGACUGACACUCAAUAUGGGAGAUCUGACAAAGAAAAUUAUCUGGAACUGCUACACAAAACAUAUUUCACUCUGAUAUACUUGUGUUUUUUUUUCACACAGCUGGUUUGUUUUGGUAUUCUUUCAGUAGUAUUUCAGGUGUCAUAUAUGUCAGCAAGUUGACCUGCAAAAGCUUUGUGUAGUUUGCGACAGUUACUGUAUCUGCUGGACCACAGAGUCGGUGUUUUAGGUGUUUCAUGCUAGAAAAAGACUACACUGUACUGUAGCUUCCUGUUAAGGUGGGAUUGAACUCUUCAGUAUUCAGCUCACCACUCCAACAGAAUCACAGUAGCGCUCAGCCUGGUAAACGAUUUCUACUCGGUUACUUUUGGAUCCAGUGGUGACCAUGUUAAUAUCCGGAGGUAAUGUUGCAUUUGUCCAUAAAUAAACCAGAUUGAGUCCCUUCGAUUGCAAUCACAUUCAGUCUGGUUGGGCUUUAAACAUAACACCAAAUGAAAAGACAUUCAGCUUCUACUGGACUGAAAUUUGAAAUAUGGUCAGUGGAUUUUGUGGUGGUUACCUUUUUUUAAAAAUCAGUGAGUGAUGUAUAAUUGGGAUUUUACCGGACACACACUACCGGCAAAAUCAAAAAAGGAACUGCAAACAGUCAUUUUGACCUUCCUGCUACAUCACCUGAAGACCUGACGCAAAAAUCUAAAUCAACGUCCAUCCAGGAACGACAAACCUGACGCACAGGAGUCGUCGUUUCCAUGAACUCCAGUCUUUCCCUCGACGCCUCAGAAUAUCAGAUGGUGCUUCAACAGUGGAGCUGCGUUAACGUGCAUCAAUAUCAGACAAAAAAUGUGAAUGUGCCAGAUGAUUGGCUGCCAGGUGUAGCCUUAAAAUAUGAUCGCACAUCAAGCAACUUGAGAAAACUGUCAAUGCAAAUAUGCCGUUGUUGUGCGACUGUGGAAAUAUCUUGCAGUCUAACGGACGUCUGGCUGCAGGGUAUCAUCUUAUCAGUCAACCAAUCCUGCGACUCUACGGCGCAGCUACAUGCCAGAAAGCUUCAAUCAGCCUGGAGGCAGGAGAAAGGUGUUUCGGCUGAAAUCAUUUUUUGAAAGUAGAUACUCAUAGUUUUUGACUGAAGCUACCAAAAGCUAACAUCAGAAGGAAUUUUCUUAAAAUUUGACCAUUUCAUGUGCUAAAACUGUCAGAUUAAAAAUCUCAUAGGUUAUUCACUGGCUCCAUAGAUCUGGUUGGACUGCAGGUUUCACAAACUGACACUUCUGAAGCUGGUUGAGUAGAAUCAUAUCCUUCAGCAUCUAACACUGGGCAACACAAAAGGACAAAUAAGGACAGAGAUAGCAUUAAGUUUGCUCCAGUGUGUAUGCUGUGCUCUGUAGUCAUUAUUUAUAUAAUUCUGUGACGCACAAAUGAUGACGAGUCGGGGUGUUAGCGCUCCCUCUGCUCGCUCACUCACUUUGACUCUCAAUCGAGGGGGAAACAAAAGUCUUCGAUUGGAUGCGAGACGCUUGAAACGACGGACUCCUGCCAUGAUGCUUGCACUUCAGUAUGUGUUCUUGCCACACGUGUUUCGCUCUGUCUUCAAGCUUAAUAUUGUCUGUGUGUUAUCUGCCAAUGCCUUAGAGUGUAUUUCUUUGGACAUGUUUUUAAGGAAUGGUUUGGCGCCUGUGAGAGCCAAGUUUCCCUACUAAUGCCUUUUUACAGAUGCCCAACAAGCAAUGUUUCAUUCCAGUGUAAUUAUUACCUGUUAGAUCUCAACCAUUGACCUGUUAAAACAACUGCUAUAUAAAUAUAUAAGAAGAAGAAGUUAUGAAACAA
This is a messenger RNA of Thunnus maccoyii (southern bluefin tuna), 10477 nucleotides long. It is a transcript of the gene nsd1b, whose product is annotated as nuclear receptor binding SET domain protein 1b. Gene Ontology annotation, cellular component: chromatin; nucleus. Gene Ontology annotation, biological process: regulation of DNA-templated transcription. The transcript has 24 exons. The record is from RefSeq and is a predicted model, not a curated record. NCBI's taxonomy places the organism in Eukaryota, Metazoa, Chordata, Actinopteri, Scombriformes, Scombridae. Gene Ontology annotation, molecular function: protein binding; histone H3K36 methyltransferase activity. Bases 478 to 8289 code for a protein of 2603 amino acids.